Molecule: messenger RNA, 1607 nt
Organism: Glycine soja
Lineage: Eukaryota; Viridiplantae; Streptophyta; Magnoliopsida; Fabales; Fabaceae
Product: syntaxin-121-like
Exons: 2
Coding region: 167-1084 (305 amino acids)
Biological process (GO): vesicle fusion; intracellular protein transport; exocytosis
Cellular component (GO): endomembrane system; SNARE complex; plasma membrane
Molecular function (GO): SNARE binding; SNAP receptor activity
Source: RefSeq, a predicted model, not a curated record
CUUCCUUCAUAAGCCACCACUCCCAUUUAUAUACAUCUAUCCUAAAGCCAUAUACAAUUUUCCUCAAUACAUAUAUAUACACUCGUUCAUAUAUAAUUCUCUCUGAUCUUAUUAUUUCCUUUCAAGUCUCUUAAUUUCUCUAUAUUUCAAAAACUCAAACCCUAAAAUGAACGACUUGUUCUCCGGCUCCUUCUCCCGCACCAAUGACCAAGUCUCGCCGGACCACCACCAUGUGAUCGAGAUGGCGGCCACCGCAUCGCCAACGGCCGAGGGAAGCGUGAAUCUCGAAAAGUUCUUUCAAGAAGUUGAGCAGGUAAAAGAGGAGCUGAAGGAGCUAGAGCGUCUCCAUGAAAAUCUGCGUGGGUCCCACGAGAAAAGCAAGAUCCUUCACAGCGCCAAAGCUGUGAAGGAACUUCGCUUACGCAUGGACAGUGACGUGACACUUGCUCUAAAGAAUGCAAAGCUCGUUAAGGUUCGGCUUGAGGCACUGGACCGGUCCAACCAGACCAGUCAAAGCUUGCCUGGUUCGGGACCUGGUUCGUCCUCAGACCGGACCAGAACGUCCGUUGUGAGCGGACUGAGGAAGAAGCUGAAGGACUCGAUGGACAGCUUCAACAGCCUCAGACAAAAGAUAUCGUCAGAGUAUAGGGAAACCGUGCAGCGUAGAUAUUAUACUGUCACCGGAGAGAACCCUGAUGACAAAACCAUUGAUCUCCUUAUUUCUACGGGUGAGAGUGAAACAUUCUUGCAGAAGGCGAUCCAGCAGCAAGGUAGAGCCAGUGUGAUGGACACGAUCCAAGAGAUUCAAGAGAGGCACGACACAGUCAAGGAAAUAGAGAGAAACCUAAACGAGCUCCACCAAGUGUUCUUGGACAUGGCCGUGCUGGUGCAGUCCCAGGGCGAACAACUGGACGACAUCGAGAGCCACGUGGCACGCGCCAAUUCGUACGUGCGGGGUGGGGUCCAGCAGUUGCACGUGGCAAGGAAGCACCAGAAGAACACCCGAAAGUGGACAUGCAUAGCCAUCAUACUGCUCAUUAUUAUCAUCUUGAUUAUAGUCCUCCCUAUAGUUCUAAGAAAUUGAUUGAUCACAUAUUCUAAUUGGUUCAAGGUGGUGGCUGCCAAGAAAUUGGACUAGUUCAAACUUCAAAGAUUAUUAGUCAGGUCAAUUCAUGCUGCCUAGACCAUUGCAUUAGAAAAAUAUAUACCUUGGCUUUUGUAAUCAGUUUUGUUUUCUUCUUUUUGGUCGCAUCAUGUGUUGAUUAGUUUACAUUUUCCACGUACCCAUUUGUACAUGUUUGAAGAUUGAGACAUUUUGGUUUGGUUUGGUUUCUAGAAGCCUAUGUAUGGACACGGUGCUUGCAUGUACCGUUUAGAAUUAUUACUUUACUACCGGGAAGAGAACUCAUUGAAGCGGUUUUAUUCUAGCUAGCUAGGGAGAGAAACGCUAAGCCAGGGUGAUGUUCAUGGUGGUACAUUCUUUUGCAAAUAUGUAUUUAAUUUUAAGCAGUUCUAUAUGGGUGAACUACUAUAGGCAUUGCAGGAGUUACUUCAAUUGCUUUGCGUGUUUAUGCCAUUGCAUGUACAAAAGAAUUGCACCUUUUUCA